UGAGAAAACACAUAUAUGUCAUAAUAUUGACGUGUAAGGUGCGAAAAAUUGGCUUACAAACGAAUCAAAUAUAAUCGAAAUAAAUAUAUAAACAAUUCGAAUUGUUGUUUUGUGCAAACAUGCAGUAAAAUGACGAUAAAUAAUAAGUUUUAUUUCGACAAUACGGUGCGUAGUUUGGCGCGCGUAUUAGCACAAAUUAAACCAACACCAUGGGAAAAAGUUUUGUCAUUGUAUCGCUAUUGUCCGCAAGAAAAUGCAGCUGGUGUAUUUUGUUUGGAUCAUCGAGCCCAAGAGGCUGUCAUUGCACUUGGAUUGUAUUUUCUUGAAAGUGGAUGUCAACAUGAAACGAAAAUUGUGCCAUACUUACUUCGAUUGAAUAAAGCGUUACCAAGAGCCGUUUGGAUUGACGAUGGCAAACCAAAGAAGACCGAACGUAUUCCAGCAUCGGAACGAUUUAGUUUCUGUUUGAAUACAUUGCUCUCUGAUGUGGCUGUCAAUUGUCCGCAUUUGCGUGACACAAUUAUCGAAAAUCAAGUAAAUACACUCGACACAUUAACAACGAUGAUAAAGUCGAGUCACAAAAGCAAUGCAUUGCCACCGAUAAAUUUGUGUAAAGCAACUGUCCCAAUUUUGCUUGGUCUAGGACGUUCGAUGGGCAGAUAUGCUCAUAAUUCACCACUUCUAUGCCGAAUAUUCCCACCGAUAACAGUUCCAUCUGCCACAAAAUCACCAUCAUCAGCCACAUCAAGCGCCACCAGUAAUAGUAACAAUAUUCAGACAUCAUACGAACGUCAUCCAAGCUUAUCACAAUUUCGUUCCAUCAUACCGCGAUCAUUGUCGGGCGGUAUAAGUUGUGAAGCUCUUGACGAUUCAAUGAGUGAUGACACCGAUUCAGCAAAUCGACCGCCAAAGUUGCAAUCAUGUUAUUCGAUACCGUAUGAUCCGACGACAUACUUUUUCUCAAAAUAUGGAUCCAGUUUUAAUCAAUUUCCGAAUAUGCGAUUCGUUGAGACGCCCGAAAAAAAGCUGAAAAUAAAAUUUAAAAUUCAAUUUUUGCAAAGUAUUUUUGCAAUUGCCAAAAAAUUACUCACCAAAGAAACACUCGAGUAUCUCGAUGAGCAAGCCAGCGAUAUUUACUCAUUGCAUCAAAUUAAAUCGUAUCCAUACAAAAGCUUUUCCGAAACAAUCAAUCUGGUGAUGGUCACAUUGUUGCGAGAAGUACUACAAAAUGAAAGUGAUUUGCCAACGCCAUUCACAAAAGAUGUGCAAGAAUUUGUGAAGAAUCUGUUUCUCAGCGGACAAACGGAGCUACAAAAGAAGCAAAACGAUCAGGAGAAAGAGCAACGAGAACCUGGAUGCACAGCAAUCAAUAAAUACAAAAUCAAUGUCAUGGCCAAUGCAGCAUGUGUCGAUUUAUUAGUUUGGGCCAUCAACGAUGAAACUGAGGGCGAUAAAUUGUGCGGACGCUUGAAUCAAAAACUCAGUCUAUUGGUGGGUCAAAAUAUUGUUAUGGAUCACAUGCCAUUACUCAUGGUUUGUUUGGAGGGUCUUGGGAAAUUGGCUGAAAAAUUUCCAAAUAUCGCCGGAACAUCGAUUACGUAUUUGAAAGACUUUUUGGUCGCGCCAAGUCCAAUAUUGGAGAAAUUAUACCGCCAAGCACAGAUAAAGAAAGAGAAGGAACAAUUUAAGAUAGUCGUGCAAGGUAAUGAUUUCCGUGCAAUUGACGUACCAUUGAAACCGGUUGGCAUUACAAAAUCAGCCCAAACUGCUUUUGAAGCAUUACGAGAUGCUGCCAUUGAAAAUUUAGCCAUCGCACUACAUGCCGCUCAUCGACUCGAUCCAUAUUGUGUACCGGCACUUGUGGCCAGCGUCUCUAGUCGAUUGUUUACAGCUGAAAAGACAGAAAAUAAAUCAAGUCUUGUAUCACUAAAUAUUAUCGUGAUGCUGGGCCAUGUUGCCGUUGCAUUAAAAAAUACACCAAAAACAACGCAAAAUAUUUUACAAUUUUUCAUUCAACGUUUCAAUAAAAAUACGUCAGAUCAAACAGCAUUGAUUGUCGAUCAAUUGGGUUGCGUUAUAAUCAGCAGAUGUGAGCCGAAAGUGUUUGACGAAAUUAUGAAAAUGUUUGCACGUGAAACCGUAAAGGCGACAUCGCAAGCGUAUUCAACAAAUGUCGAGGAACGAAAACAAAAUCAGAAUGUGUCGGAUGCCGUUAUAAAUGCACUGGGUAACAUUGCGGCGAAUAUUCAAGGUGAAGCGGAAAUGUUGGAUUUGUUGGGCAAACUUCUUGAACUAUUUGUUCAAAUCGGUUUGGAAGGCGAACGAUCGUAUAACGAUAAUGUAACUACUCAAAAAGCGAGUUCGAGCGCUGGAAAUUUGGGAAUGCUGAUUCCAGUUAUUUCGAUAUUGGUUAAACGAUUGCCACCGAUUAAAAAUCCGAAAAUUCGAUUGCACAAGCUAUUCAAAGAUUUUUGGCUGUACUGUAUUGUCAUGGGAUUCACGAAUUCGCGACUAUGGCCAUCCGAAUGGUAUCAAGGCGUGCAACAGAUUGCCGCAAAAUCACCGCUAUUAAUCUCACAGACGGCCCAUCGAUCCGAAAUGAGGGAAUUGAACUACACAUCUGCCGUUAAAUCGGAUAGCGUUAGCUUGAAUGAACUACGAAAUCAAAUAAUGGUACUCUUUGAUCAUCCACCGGCCGAAGUUGUAGCUUGCAUAAACAAAUUCACUUUUGCUCAAUGCACCUACCUACUGAGCGUUUAUUGGCUCGAAACAUUGAGAGUCGAAAACGCAGACGAACCAAGUUUGGAACCAAUUUUAAGUUACCUGUGUGAUAUUCCACUGCAGAAAGAUAAAUCGGGAAUGUGGUCAUGCAUCAAAUGUGUUGCAGAUCAAGUUUUUGAGAAAUUCCGUAAUGUGUUGAUAUCACAAGAGCAGCUCCGCGAUAACGUAUUAGAAUCGCAAGCGAUGCUAUUGCUUGUAUAUUUCAAUCACAUUCACAAACAGAUUCAAGUGGUUGCAGAUCAGUAUCUAUCGCAGUUGGUCGAUAAGUUUCCGCAUUUGUUGUGGAACCGUAAAGUUCUUUGGUGCAUGUUGGAUGUGCUACAAUUGCUCGCCGAUUCAUUGACCCGUGAUCCAAAUGAAGAGACAACAACACUAAAAGUUCGUUCGACAUCGUAUACGUUGCAAUUAAUGGACAGUUUGCCAGCUCGAGAGAGUCGUUUAAAAGACUUUUCGGAUCGAUGCCAAGGCAUCAUAAGUGAAGCAAUGAAAUGGGCACCAAAAUCAACAAAAUCUCACUUGCAAGAGUAUCGGAAUCAGGUUGAUCCAACAUCCUCGUUAAUCCAUCAUAGUGGCCUGGCCAUGGCAUUUGAUGCGGCUCUUCAAUCGUGUGCUCCUCCACUUGCAUCGGCUUUGCUUCCAGUUGCUGCAAAGCGACCGCAAUGUAUUAACAGCGACACUCCGCGAUUUGUGUCGGUGUUGUGCUUACGUUCACAAUACGCCGGAGAAGUUUCUGGUAGAACCAAAUCAUUGAAAGAUGACAAGGCACUUCUGGGUGAUCAAUUGGUAAAAGAAGUGUGGGAUGCUUGUCAAGAGAAAAGUAAUAAUAAAUAUCGCGAAGCACUUUGGAUUUCAACUGCAUAUUUGAUCACAAAUUCGGGUGUCAAUCGAAAACUAUUGCAUGCAAUAUCUACAUCUCAGGUGGAAUUAUUCACUGAAGCGGCCAUGGAGACGGCAGUUGAAUGUUGGCAAUGGGUGUUAACGGCACGUCCAGAUCUGGAACUAUCUUUUAUGAUUGAGAUGGUUAAUGCAUUCGAAACGACAUUUCAAAAGAAAAUCGGCCUUUUCGCGGAAAAUUUCGAUUUGACAAGUCCAUUGGCAGCGCAUGAAGGUUGUGCAUUGGUACCGCCACCCAUCAAUGUAAAACCACAUGCAAUUUGGCUCCAAUUGAUUUCAGAAAUUGUUGAUACAGCUAAAUACUGUGACCAUGACAAAGUCGAAAUGUUCGCAUUAUUGCUACAUCGUUGUUUACCGAUGGAUGUAAAUAAUAAACAAAACCGAAGUGUUGGAACGGUCGGUUGUCGUUUUAAGCUACUUCAAUGUGGUUUAUCAUUGUUACAAGGCAAUAUAUUACCCAAAGCAUUAUCGCGAAAUAUUCUACGCGAACGAAUUUAUAGCCAUGCUUUAGAAUAUUUUUGCGGUCCACAACUUUGUCCGUCACAAUCGCGUGACGAUUUGCUCGAAGACAUAACUAUUUUGCUGAAAUUUUGGCAAACAAUGCGUAGCGAGAAAAAGCAUUUGAUCACAACGGAAGUGGGCGAUUAUGAUAUUAAUCCAAAUUCGCACACUUUAUCCGUUACCAAAUUGUCAUUGGACACACUUUCAAAUGCCGGCAGUGAUGUGGCACGAAGCACAAGUACCGGAACUGGCGGCUGGUAUAACACUAUUCCACAUUCAACGUCAACACUAUCGAAACGAUCGAUUCGAUCAAAGCGGUCACCAUUCCAAAAGACAGCUUAUGACAGGGAUUAUAUGAAAAAACGUAAUUUAAUUCUGGAACUAUUGGCCGCUGAAAUUGAAUUCCUGAUUACAUGGUAUAACCCAAAUUCGUCACCCCAUCUUACAAUUUUGGGGGAAGAAGCGAUAAAUGAAUGGCGCGCUCGACCAAUUAAAUUGAGUUUGUGGCGUGACUAUACACGAUUGGCAUGGUUCUAUAAUCCAUCGCUUGCCAUUUUCUUGCCACAACGAAUUCGAAAUGCCGAAUCAAUCGAAGACGAAGUAACACGUUUGGUUUGCUCCGAUCCAAUUGCUGUUUCUCAUAUACCUGAAGCAUUGAAAUAUCUAGUUACAACAAAAACACUAUUGGCUGAAUCUCAUGAGCUUGUGUACAUGUUGACAUGGUCAUCGGUGAAUCCGAUUCAAGCACUUUCAUAUUUCUCGCGACAAUACCCAACACAUCCGUUAACAGCUCAAUAUGCUGUUAAGACACUUUCAUCAUAUCCGGCCGAAGCAGUUUUACCAUACAUUCCACAACUUGUACAAGCACUGCGACAUGAUACGAUGGGUUAUGUGGCUGAAUUCAUCAAGCACAUUUCGAAACGAUCACAAAUCGUGGGUCAUCAACUAAUUUGGAAUAUGCAAACAAACAUGUACAUGGACGAAGAUCAACAGCACAAAGAUCCUGUUUUGUUCGAUCAUUUGGAAGCGUUAAGUCAAAAUAUUAUAUCAUCAUUCUCUGGUGCUGCUAAGCGAUUCUAUGAGCGUGAAUUUGAUUUCUUUGGUAAAAUAACAGCUGUUUCCGGUGAAAUUCGUUCCUUUGCCAAGGGAGCACCACGAAAGAAAGCAUGUUUGGAGGCUUUAAGCAAAAUUAAAGUUCAACCAGGUUGUUAUUUACCAUCGAAUCCUGAAGCAAUGGUCAUCGACAUUGACUAUAAUAGUGGAACGCCGAUGCAGAGUGCGGCGAAAGCGCCAUAUUUGGCACGAUUCCGUGUGCAACGAUGCGGAAUAACAGAGCUUGAACAAAUGGCGAUGGAUGUAUCGAAUCAAGAUUCAUCGACUGUUAUGCAGCCUAGUAUAACGCUGGGCAUUGAUUCGUGGCAGGCAGCUAUUUUUAAAGUAGGCGAUGACGUUCGACAAGACAUGCUCGCAUUGCAAGUUAUUAAAAUUUUCCAGAAUAUCUUUCAACAAGUCGGAUUAGAUUUGUAUUUGUUUCCAUAUCGUGUAGUUGCCACAGCACCCGGAUGUGGUGUAAUUGAAUGUGUUCCAAAUGCAAAAUCACGUGAUCAACUUGGACGUCAAACCGAUACUGGUUUGUAUGAGUAUUUUUUGCAUACAUACGGCGAUGAAACUUCGAAAGAAUUCCAAUUGGCUCGCAGUAAUUUUGUUAAAUCGAUGGCCGCCUAUUCAGUUAUUGGUUAUUUGCUACAAAUCAAAGAUCGUCACAAUGGCAACAUUAUGAUUGACACCGAAGGACAUAUAAUUCACAUUGAUUUUGGAUUUAUGUUUGAAUCGUCACCCGGCGGUAAUAUUGGCUUCGAAACUGACAUGAAAUUGACCGAUGAAAUGGUAAUGAUUAUGGGUGGAAAAAUGGAAGCGCCAGCAUUCAAAUGGUUUUGUGAAUUAUGCGUUCAAGCGUUUCUUGCGAUUCGACCAUAUCAGGAUGCAAUCGUUUCGCUGGUAUCGUUGAUGCUUGAUACCGGUCUACCGUGCUUCCGUGGUCAAACAAUAACAUUGCUUAAACAACGUUUUGCACCAUCGAAAAAUAACAAAGAAGCAUCCGCACAUAUGCUGGCCAUCAUUCGAAAUUCAUACCAAAAUUUCCGAACUCGCACUUACGAUAUGAUUCAGUAUUAUCAAAAUCAAAUCCCAUACUAAGCACCAUUUCCAUCUAAUCUUAUGGUUUAUUUUUUUGUUGUAAAGAAUGUGGAUCGGGUAUCUUUCAAUUGAAUUCCGUCAAAUAAUUUUAAAUUAAUAAUUCGAUAUUGGUGAUUUAAACUGUGUUAAAUUCUCUCUAUAAAUCUGGAUUUUCUUGAAUAUUAAUUUAUUUACGUAUUCAAAUUCGGAAUUGUUACAAAUAAUUAUUUUGUUAAUGUUUUUUCUUUGAUUGUUUGUUGGGAAGACAAAACAAAAUCCUUCCCAUUGAUAUAAUUGUAGCCAAAUGAAUAUGCAUGCGUUUGAAAGAAUCAGUUAAACAUAGGUAUGCCACAAACAUAUAUUGUAUUAUUUUUAAAAAAUGUAAAAUUUCUUGUUUUAUUCGGUCAAUUAAAGAAUGAUUUAUUUCAUCAAAUCUUCAAUAAAAGUAUCUUUCAAUUCGAAAAA
This is a messenger RNA of Contarinia nasturtii (swede midge), 6816 nucleotides long. RefSeq names its product phosphatidylinositol 4-kinase alpha (gene Pi4KIIIalpha). Gene Ontology annotation, molecular function: 1-phosphatidylinositol 4-kinase activity. The transcript has 18 exons. Gene Ontology annotation, cellular component: cytoplasm; plasma membrane. The record is from RefSeq and is a predicted model, not a curated record. Gene Ontology annotation, biological process: phosphatidylinositol-mediated signaling; phosphatidylinositol phosphate biosynthetic process. Lineage: Eukaryota; Metazoa; Arthropoda; Insecta; Diptera; Cecidomyiidae. Bases 130 to 6372 code for a protein of 2080 amino acids.